Molecule: messenger RNA, 3300 nt
Organism: Gracilinanus agilis (Agile Gracile Mouse Opossum)
Lineage: Eukaryota; Metazoa; Chordata; Mammalia; Didelphimorphia; Didelphidae
Gene: TMEM63A
Product: transmembrane protein 63A
Exons: 22
Coding region: 1-2415 (804 amino acids)
Cellular component (GO): plasma membrane
Molecular function (GO): nucleic acid binding; calcium-activated cation channel activity
Source: RefSeq, a predicted model, not a curated record
AUGAAGGGCACAACGAAUCUCUCAACCCUGGCCCUCUGGCACUCUGGAGUGAUUAGGAGCAGAGAGAGGCUGGGUGUUGGUGAUAAGCCCAAUGAUACGUAUUGCUACAGCACCGCCAACAACAGCACCGUACUCCAGGGAGUGACCUUUGGUGGAGUUCCUACUGUCCUGCUCAUAGAUGUCAGCUGCUUUUUGUUUUUAAUAGUUGUGUUUUCCAUAAUUCGAAGAAGAUUUUGGGACUAUGGCCGCAUCGCACUGGUGUCAGAGAAAGACAGUGAGUCCAGAUACCAGAGGCUGUCUUCCUCCUCCUCGGGGCAUCACGACUUUGAAUCAGAUCUGGGGUGUUGUUCAUGGCUAACUGCUGUUUUCCGAAUGCAAGAUGAACAGAUCCAGGAAUGGUGUGGAGACGAUGCCAUACACUACCUGUCCUUCCAACGCCAUAUCAUCUUCCUUCUAGUGGUGAUCAGCUUCCUGUCUCUGUGUAUCAUCCUACCUGUCAAUCUCUCGGGUGAUUUACUGGACAAAGAUCCUUACAAUUUUGGGAGGACCACAAUUGCAAAUCUCCAGGUUGGAAAUAACUUGCUCUGGCUGCACACCAUCUUUGCUGUCGUCUACCUCCUGCUGACCAUUGGCUUCAUGAGACACCACACCCAGUCCAUCAAGUACAAAAAGGAAAACCUGGUGAGACGUACUCUGUUUAUCACAGGACUCCCCAAAAAUACCAGGAAAGAGGUGUUAGAGAGCCACUUCAGAGAUGCCUAUCCCACCUGUACUGUAGUCGAGGUCCAACUAUGCUACGAUGUCGCCAAGCUAAUUUAUUUGUGUAAUGAAAGGAAAAAAGCUGAGAAAAGCCUGAAUUAUUACACCAACCUGCAGACAAAAACUGGCGAACGCACACUCAUCAACCCCAAGCCUUGUGGCCAGUUCUGUUUCUGUGAAAUCCAAGGGUGUGAGAAGGAAGAUGCCAUCAUUUACUAUGCUCGGAUGAAAGACAAGCUGCUGCAAAAGUUAUCACAAGAGGAACACACGGUUCAGGAUCGCCCCUUGGGAAUGGCCUUUGUCACCUUCCAGGAGCCCUCCAUGGCAAACUUCAUCCUCAAAGAUUUCAAUGCUUGCAAGUGUCAGGGAUGCCGAUGCAAAGGUGAGCCUCAGCCGUCAUCCUACAGCAAAGAACUCUGUGCUUCCAGCUGGACCGUUGCCUUUGCUACCUAUCCUGAGGACAUUUGCUGGAAGAAUCUUUCUAUUCAGGGUCUCCGAUGGUGGUUCCAGUGGUCAGGCAUCAAUUUCAUCCUCUCAGUGGUACUGUUCUUCCUGACCACUCCUUCGAUCAUUCUUUCCACAAUGGAUAAGUUCAAUGUCACCAAACCCAUUCAUGCCCUAAAUGACCCAAUAAUCAGCCAGUUCUUCCCAACGCUCCUCCUGUGGUCCUUCUCUGCACUGCUGCCUUCCAUAGUCUACUACUCAACACUGCUGGAGUCACACUGGACCAAGUCAGGAGAGAACAGAAUAAUGAUGAUCAAGGUGUACAUUUUCCUGAUCUUUAUGGUGCUGAUCCUCCCCUCUCUGGGUCUUACCAGUCUGGAUUUUUUCUUCCGGUGGCUAUUCGACAAGGCUUCCUCUGAAACCUCAAUCAGAUUAGAGUGUGUCUUCCUGCCUGACCAAGGAGCCUUCUUUGUGAACUAUGUCAUCGCCUCAGCCUUCAUUGGCAAUGGCAUGGAGCUCCUGCGGCUGCCUGGCCUCAUUCUCUAUACCAUCCGGAUGAUCAUGGCCAAGACAGCCGCCGACCGAAGGAACCUCAAACAGCAACAGGCAUUUGAGUAUGAGUUUGGAGCUAUGUAUGCAUGGAUGCUAUGUGUUUUCACUGUCAUCAUGGCCUACAGUAUCACCUGCCCCAUCAUCGUCCCUUUUGGUCUUAUCUACAUCCUCCUCAAGCAUAUGGUAGAUCGACACAAUCUCUACUUUGCCUAUCUCCCAACCAAACUGGAAAAGAAGAUCCAUUUUGCUGCUGUAAACCAGGCCCUGGCUGCACCCAUCCUCUGCCUCUUCUGGCUGUACUUUUUCUCCUUCCUGAGGUUAGGUUUCCAGGCGCCUACAAGCCUAUUUACCCUGCUGGCCGUGCUGCUCACCAUCGCCGUCUGCAUAGGCUACACCUGCUUCGGCUGCUUCAAGCACCUGAGCCCCCUGAAUUACAAGACAGAUGAAUCGGCAAACGACAAAGGAAAUGAAACAGACGGACGCCUUCCUCCCAGAGCUGCUUUGUAUGUGCCCAGAAUCCUGAGUAGCCUGGCCUCGGAGAGGACCUCCCUGUCCCCACAGGACCAGCAGACAUAUGGCGCCGUCCAGAACAUCAGUGGGACUGUCCCCAGACAGCACUCCCCAAAACUUUCAGGCUUUGCUCCUUCCUUGGAUGCUUGAGAUGAACCUAACCCAGAAUGAGCAGGAAUGGGGUGGAGCCCUUCAUCCGGCUGUGAGGAGAAGAAGCUGGACAGACAGCAGCUUGGUUUCCAAGCACCUCAGCUUUCUUCUCUUUCAACCCAUUUCAAGCUCCAUUUUCCUAGGAUAAGAGAAGUCAGAAUGGCUCCCCAAACCUAUCUGAGACAGCAGUCAAGGUGUGGAUCAGGAGGAGGGGCAAGCCCGGCUUUCUGGAUUUCUGAGAGGUUUUCCCCUCCAGCUCUGUCCCCUGGCAAUGCUGCCCCUAAGGUGCAGAACUGGCUGUCUGCAUGCAAUGAUGAGCUUUAAUUAAGGGUUCGUGUUAGCGCUGUGGCCCUGGAUAAAUCAUCCAAGGGACUGGAACAGGUGCCGGGAAUAAGAGAGCAGGACCGGGGAGCAUGGAGCAGAUUUUUUCCAUCCUGGCCCUCGCUCUAACGUGCAUGUACACAAAUACACGCGCUCCGCUUUGCACAUAAAGAGCCUUCAAAGGCAAAGGUGGCCGGGCAGGUUUCUGGGUCACAGGCAGGGGCCAGUCUUCCUUCUGCACCAUUGUCUUCUUCCCACCCUUCCAUGCAAGACCUUCCCAGGAGCUGCCCCGGGACCAGAGGUGAGGAAGGGGAAGGAAGCUUCCAAGUCCAUCUCUUGUUGGGCUCUCAGAUUGCACGCUGACUCCAUCCGCAGUGCCAUCUCCCCCUGCCUUGUUUCUUGUGUUGGCUCCUGCGCUUUCCUAGGGUUGCCUCACGAUGGCAAUGACACUGCCAGCCGGUUCACCCAUGAAAAAAAAAGAUAAUUGCCCAAGGAAUGAGGAUGGCGGUCCCUUAAUAAAGUGUGGAACGCAGAGUGUGCGGGUUGCCAGGCCAGGGGAGACUC